CAUGGCAACCGUAAACCACCAACAGCGCAUAGAGUUGGCUGAGCAUCUUUCCAGCGUUCGCCACUUCGUUUCAAACUAAAACUUUAGUUCUUCCAGACUUAGAAUUGACAUAGCACAAUGUCGGAUGUAGGAUCUGAGGAGUUUGAUGAUGAACUCAGUAAACUCGGGGAAUAUGAAGGGGACAGAAAUGAAGCAGGAGAAAGGCAUGGAGUCGGUAAAGCCGUUCUGCCCAACGGAGACAGUUAUCAGGGACUGUAUGAGAACGGCAAAAGGCAUGGACAGGGGACAUAUCGCUUCAAGAAUGGGGCAAGAUAUGUGGGAAACUAUUACCAGAACAAGAAGCAGGGUCAAGGCACCUUCUACUAUCCAGAUGGCUCUAAAUAUGAAGGGUCGUGGGUUGAGGACCUGAGACAGGGUCACGGCGUCUACACUUACCCCAAUGGAGACACAUAUGAUGGGGAGUGGCUGCAUCAUAUGAGGAACGGUCAGGGUAUCUACCACUACCAUGAGACUGGCUCAAAGUACAAGGGCUCAUGGGUGAAUGGCAAUAUGGAUUCAGCUGGAGAGUACAUCCACUCUAACCACAGAUACAAGGGUAACUUUGCCAACAAUAAUCCGUAUGGCCCGGGGAAGUAUGUGUUUGAUAUCGCAUGUGAGCAACAUGGUGAAUACCACCCAACGGAGCAGGACAGAACUGAGGGCGAAUGGGGCGAGUUGUCCUCCACCGCAGUCCUCAAGUGGAUUCCCAAGUGUGUCACCGGCCUGACGCUGUGGACUCCAGGCCAUGAGACUUCAGGUGAACUUUAUCAACCCAAAAUGGCAGUCAGGAGCAGGAUUUUAAAAAUACUGAGUCCAGACUCUCCAAGCAGAAGCCCACCCCUCCUAGACUUUUUUGUCUAGCCACCAACCGUACUCUGUAAAAAUUGUAUGUGUAUUUAAAAAAUUAACAAGUAACACAUUUUGUUUAUUUACUUAACUGUUAAAUCACUUUUUUUGGAAAGUGUAUAUUGUAUUUCCCUACAUAAUGGUUUAAAUAUUGUUUCAAAGCCUUCUGUAAACUGCCAGGUACGUAUGGAUUUAAUUAAUCUAUUAGAAUCAGCCUUAAAAAUUUCAGCAUGUGUUAUAUGUGUGUAUUUAUAGAAGACCAACUCGUGUUACAAAUUCCCUCAAAUAUUAGUUUGAUACUCUCGACAUAUCUGUCUCUACUUCU
Xiphias gladius (swordfish) is the source of this 1210-nucleotide messenger RNA. RefSeq names its product radial spoke head component 1 (gene rsph1). The coding region runs from base 118 to 900 and encodes 260 amino acids. The transcript has 7 exons. The record is from RefSeq and is a predicted model, not a curated record. Gene Ontology annotation, cellular component: nucleus; motile cilium. NCBI's taxonomy places the organism in Eukaryota, Metazoa, Chordata, Actinopteri, Istiophoriformes, Xiphiidae. Gene Ontology annotation, biological process: spermatid development; axoneme assembly.